AGCUUCCUGAGGACUCACAUACGCCCUCGUUUUAAUAUCCUAUUCCCACUUCUAGAAAGUUCUCUCACAGGAUAUAAAAAGCAGGAGAAGUGUGUUACAGCUACACUAUCCACAGGACACAACUUAGAAGAGAGACCCUGCAAAUCCUCACCAGGCUGCAGCAGCUGCUUUUGGAGACAGACAGGAUGUGGAUGACAAAUGUCGUAGCUCUUUGUCUGCUGGGCCUCGUUGCCUGUGCAGAGGACAAGAAGCUGAGCAGCCAUGCCACCACGCUGGCUGAUAACAGCGCCAACCUGGCCUUCAGCCUCUACCACAACAUGGCAAAGGAGAAGGAUACAGAGAAUAUCCUGAUCUCUCCUGUGGUGGUGGCCUCCUCUCUGGGCAUGGUGGCUCUUGGUGCUAAGGCCUCCACUGCCUCCCAGGUCAAAACCGUCCUCAGUGUUGACAAACUGAAGGAUGAGCAUCUGCAUGCAGGCCUGUCCGAGCUGCUCACUGAAGUGAGCGAUGCCAAGAAACGCAACACCACCUGGAAGAUCAACAACCGUCUCUACGGCCCCAGCUCUGUCUCUUUCGCUGAUGAGUUUGUGAAAAGCAGCAAGAAGCACUACAACUACGACCACUCGAAAAUAAACUUCCGAGACAAGAGGAGUGCGGUAAACUCCAUCAACGAGUGGGCAGCCAAGUCUACAGAUGGCAAGCUGCCUGAGAUCACCAAGGAUGUGCAGAACCCAGAUGGAGCCAUGAUUGUCAAUGCUAUGUUCUUCAAGCCUCACUGGGAUGAGAAAUUCCAUGACAAAAUGGUGGACAAACGUGGUUUCCUGGUUACCCGCUCAUUCACCAUUGCAGUUCCAAUGAUGCAUCGCACAGGUCUGUAUGACUUCUACGAGGAUAAAGAGAACCGGAUCUUUGUGCUGAACAUGCCUCUGGGCCAGAAGCAGGCCUCUAUGAUCUUUAUCAUGCCCUACCACCUGGAGCCCCUAGACCGCUUGGAGAAACUCCUGACUAGGAAGCAGGUGGACACCUGGAUCAGCAAGCUGGAGAACAGGGCCGUGGCUAUUUCCCUCCCCAAAAUCGCACUGGAAGUCAGCCACAACCUGCAGAAACAUCUGGCUGAGCUCGGCCUGACAGAGGCUGUGGACAAAGCCAAGGCGGACCUAUCCAACAUCUCUGGAAAGAAGGAACUCUACCUUUCCAACGUCUUCCAUGCGUCAGCUUUUGAGCUGGACGUGGGCGGAAAUCCAUUUGACACCAGCAUCUACGGCUCCGAGAAGCUGAGGAACCCCCAACUUUUCUACGUAGAUCACCCCUUUAUUUUCCUGGUUAAGGACAACAAGACCAACUCCAUCCUCUACAUCGGCAGAGUUGUUAGACCUAAAGGAGACAAGAUGCGUGAUGAGCUAUAAUGUUGUGAAUUGUGGUGGAUAGUUUUAUUCUUUGUGAAAAAAUGGCAGGAAUCUGUGUGUAUUUUUGGUCUGACUGUUACCUCAUGAGCACAUUCCAAUACACGACCUGUGGACUGAGCUCGCUGUUUUUUAGACACACUAAACCUUCCCAGGGAACACUCUAUAGAAAUGUUAGGUCUCAGCCUUAAGCCCCCUUGCAUUGAAUAAUGUUUUCAGUUACAAAAACGUACAUCAUUUGAGAUCUCCACAAACAGACGGCAGACAACAUGCUUAUAUUAAGCAGGUUUUCUUAAUACCUUGCUUUUGAUGGUCCAUGUGCGUUUUCUUGUAUCAUCUUUAAUGUUUAAAGAAAAAAAAGAUCCUUGCACAACAUUGUCUUAAAGCUUUGCUUCACUCCAUCCCUUCACAUGCUCAGUUGUUAAAUUUUUUUGCAUCCAGUAUGCACUGAACGUUUGGUGCUUAAUUUAUGCUCACCAACCAUACUGUGCCAUUUUGUUGCUGUAGGGUUUUUUUUCCACAAAGAAGCUGUUGAAUUGUGAGAUUAUGUAAUAAUGUGUUCAUUUUUCAAUAAAAAAAUAACAAAGAA
Molecule: messenger RNA, 1989 nt
Organism: Epinephelus fuscoguttatus (brown-marbled grouper)
Lineage: Eukaryota; Metazoa; Chordata; Actinopteri; Perciformes; Serranidae
Gene: serpinh1b
Product: serpin peptidase inhibitor, clade H (heat shock protein 47), member 1b
Exons: 7
Coding region: 186-1403 (405 amino acids)
Biological process (GO): collagen fibril organization; negative regulation of endopeptidase activity
Cellular component (GO): endoplasmic reticulum
Molecular function (GO): serine-type endopeptidase inhibitor activity
Source: RefSeq, a predicted model, not a curated record